UUUUGUGUUGCUGGAAUUCAAAGUCUAUUAAUGUUUGUAAAUGGAGAAGGGGCAUCAACUAGACCUCCAUUAUCUUUACCUGGACAGGAACCUCCUAUUGGACUCUGUCUUAAAGAGCCUUAUUUAAAUGUUUUGGACACUGCUGGAAUUUUGUUUAUUUUUAGUAUUCAUGAUGGUUCUUUAAAACAAAGUCUCGAGUUUCCCAGUGAUGAUGAAAAUAAACAACAACAACAAUCCCUCAAUCAAAAACAAAAUUUAUAUCAAUUAGCUAAUAUAGAUGGACAAACAUUUAUAAUUCCUCCUUUUAGUGGAUGUUUUUUUGAAUUAAUUGCAAUGACUAUAUAUUCACAAAUUGAAGAAAAUAUUUUACACGGAUAUUUAGAUAUUGCUUGUUCUAUGUUAGAAGAACAAAUUUCUGUUAAUUUUGAGAAUUUGAAUGAAUUAACGGUGAAAGGGAAGGGAGGGGGGGGCUUUAAUCCGUUUAGCAAUACUUUGGGAGUACCUACAAUGAAAUCUGUCUACCAUAAAGCCGUAAAUAGAUUUUCAGAUCCCCAAUCUUCAAAUUCCCUAUUUCCGUGUUCUAUCAAUUAG
Meloidogyne enterolobii is the source of this 591-nucleotide messenger RNA. The record is from the annotation of a GenBank genome assembly. Lineage: Eukaryota; Metazoa; Nematoda; Chromadorea; Rhabditida; Meloidogynidae.